CCUGACACUGACGUUACGUAAUGGUUUCAACUGAUGGUAAAGCAGCAAUCUUAAACUAUGUCAGGAAUUGCUUUGCAUCUGGAGAUGAUUCGGGAUUUUGUGAAAAAUUACUUAACAAAGUUAAAGAUGUCACAGAUGAAGAAAUUGAGAGUAUUUUAAGUGGACAGUAUUUUAAUGAAGUUGUAAACACGGACUCCGAUGACUUUUAUAGGCAUUCUCCAGAAUGUGAAUUUGUACCUUGUGAAGAUCCGUUAAGCGCGUUUUUCUCCUCCAUUAAUAACUUUGAGAAUCCUCAGCAGUCGUCCCUUUCAAAUAAAAGGAAUGCAUCCAAUAUUCGACAGCUUUCCGGUAAGUUAUCUCUGUCGUUGUCGCAUUUCCUAGUCUUCAGCAUUUUGGUCUAAACAGACGGGUAAUUUUGUUAUUCUCCUGAUACAGGAUUACCUUUUCGUUAGGGGGGACUUUUCAUCCCAAACUGCGCUUGGCUUAACUUUAUUCUGAAAAUACAUUUGUCCAGUCGUCUUGAUGAGAAUCUGAUUUGUUGGCGUAUAAACCGUUACCCAUAAUAACGCCUUCUACACCUGUUCUCUGCAAUUGCGUCAAUUCAAAGGACUCGUUUUAUUGAUGGUUGUCUAACUUACCACGGCCAACGUGAUCAUUGUAGCUUAUAAGUUCGAUUCUCAGCUGAAUGUUAGGUAUAUUGCCUAUAGUUUAAGUUGAGUGAGUAGAAUAUCAUUUCUAUGAAUCAGUAAUCUUAAAAAUGUACGGAUCCAAACUUUUCAUUAUUUACUGAGCGACUUAUUCUACAUUAUUUCUACUAACACAUGGGUUGUGAUAGAUUUUACUGUUACUAACUUUCAUGAUAAAAAGUCUUAAAAAGGUAGCUAUUCUUAUUUCAGCUCUUAAUGGUGAAUAAGUCAUUCUAAUAAACAGACUUUUACCGCCACUAUUAUUGUGGCUACUGUUUAGCUGACGAAGUGGACGCGUAUUUUCCAUCAAAACCGAUAGUCCGCACAAACAAACCGGAUACAGCAAUAAAAUCAGAAAAAUCUGGGUUGACAUUGGCACUAGAACAAGCUAAGCUGAGUGGACAUUUAAAAAGAAAUAAACUAUUCUCUGAUUUCGCUGUCUACGAUGCUCGGUCAACACUUGGUACAAAUCAGCAUGUUCCAGAUGAUCGCUUUCCCGAUGCAAACGUAGAUCCUUCUCUGCGCCAGUUCAAUGUUUGGCUCUGGAGGCUUAAUGGCUUCCCGCGCACGUCAAUUAAAGUGCAGCCUCGACUGGGUACUACAGUGCAACAGUUUAUGGGGCUUACUUUAUGGCAGUAUUUUAACGAGUUUUCAGCAUCUGACAAUGAUUUGACACUUGUGCCAACUCAGUUAGAUGAUUUAGACGAAUCAUUUUUAAACCGUCUGGCUUUACACAUGUUUGAUACACUGGAUGAUGAAUGUGACGAUAGUGAAGAUGUAGAUUCAGAAUUUCCACCGCUUGAAUUGAAUGAUCCAAUUCAUAAAUAUGAAUUUAAGUCAUUUGCCCUGGUUGAACGAGUGGAAACAUCAUUGACAGAGACACCAAAGAAAGAAAUUUCGCAUGUGUUAGUCACAAUACAUAUGGCUCAAGGUAUGAGUGUACUUCGAUUCCCAUCGGAUACAUGUCUAAAUACAGUGUUAGAACGUGCUGUAUAUCGUCGUCGUCUACGCCAGCAUGGUGGUUAUGCUUAUAGAUUGGAACUUUGGCCACGAAACACAGAGCAACAGAACAACAAUACAAAAAGCAAUAAUUUUCUAUUGAAUAAAAAUUCGCAGUUGGAUUUGAGUAAACCAUUGAGUUAUUUUAUUGCUGCUGGUUUGCCGUUACACUUUCUUCUUGUUCGUGAAAGCAGUCGGUGUGAUACAGCUCUUUCAGAUCAAAACGAUGAUAUUGAAGCAACAAAGUCAUCAGAAUUGAUGUUAGCGUUAGAUACAACAUUAGAACCAGUUCAUACAGCUUUACAUUUAAGACAAUAUCAGGUGACUUACUUAAAAGGUCUUUUCCCACCUGAAGUUCAGCUAAAUAUUUCAUCAACUGAAUUAAAAAUUGAACAAAAACGUCCAAAAUUAUUUUCUAAAUUAAUGAAAUCAAUUAUUAUACAAAUUAAUACAAUUGCUGAUUGUGAAUUAAUCACUAAUGGAUAUUCAACUUAUGGUAUAAUGGAUAAAUCAUCUAUUACCAUUCAUAAUCAUCAUCAUCAUAUUGAUGAAUCAAAUCCAAAAUAUUCUGGUAAUUUAUGCACAGAUUAUGUAAUAGGAGGAAAUUAUAAAACAUCAAAUAAUAAUAAACAUUCUAUAACAACUGAACAAUCAUCCAAAUCAUUUUUAUCACAUAAAACACAAUUUAGAAUUAUUUAUAUUCCUAAUUUUGAUUUACAUUCCGAUUGGAUAACUUCACAAUUGACCACUUCUAUUGGUAUUGGUGGAGGUGGACGACCGACCGCUACUAAUGGCCAACAACAACAACAACAACCUCAUAUUCUUCUGCCACCAUCUUCUACAUCAACUAUUGUACCUUGUUUUGGACAAGAUUUACCUGAGGUCACAAAUACUAACAUGUUCAAUAGUACUGAUGCCAAUUGUAAUACUAAUAUUGCUGUGAAUACAAAUACAACUACCUCGAGUAUAUCAACUACUAAUAUUACUACUUCUACUACUGUUAUCAAUAACAGUAGUAAUAAUAAUAAUAAUAACAAUUUAUUUCAACAAUUAUGCUUUGAAACACAAUGGUCACGAGCUAGAGCUAUAUGUGAUCAAUUGAAUAUAAUUUUAGAAGUAUGUCAAAGUCAAUCACGUCAAUUGUAUAUGAAACAAAGAUCCAUUCAUAAUUGAAGUGUAUUUAUAUAUACAGACCCUUACCUUGUAAAUUAACUUGGAUUAUUUUAUAUAUAUAUUUAUGUAUAUUUUUAUUCAUUAUUUCAGUUGCAUAUCAAAUUACUUUUCACAUGUAACUUCUUGUAUGUAUGAAUGUGUAUGCUUGUUUGUUCUGUGUGUGUGUGUGCGCGCGCCUAUGGUGUUUGAAUGACAAGUGAUUACACUUGAUGAUUGUAUAAUUUCUAACUUUAUUUUCAUAUAAAUCGUAAUAUUAACAACCAUUCUGUCUUCUUCUCG
Messenger RNA from Schistosoma margrebowiei, 3137 nucleotides. Lineage: Eukaryota; Metazoa; Platyhelminthes; Trematoda; Strigeidida; Schistosomatidae. The record is from the annotation of a GenBank genome assembly.